Messenger RNA from Nycticebus coucang (slow loris), 6311 nucleotides. RefSeq names its product N-deacetylase and N-sulfotransferase 2 (gene NDST2). Gene Ontology annotation, molecular function: deacetylase activity; heparan sulfate N-sulfotransferase activity. Lineage: Eukaryota; Metazoa; Chordata; Mammalia; Primates; Lorisidae. The record is from RefSeq and is a predicted model, not a curated record. Bases 2933 to 5677 code for a protein of 914 amino acids. The transcript has 13 exons. Gene Ontology annotation, cellular component: Golgi apparatus.
UGCAGUUGUCAUUGUUGUUUUAGCUGGCCCGGGCUGGGUUCAAACUUGCCUGCCCUACUCACUGAACUAUAGGCACUGCCCCUUUGAACAGUUCUUGAAUCAUUUCUGUCAACUCUGAAGGACCCUAUCUCUACCUAAUCGCCCCUGAGAUGUGUGUGUAUAGGGGUGAGUAGUAGAGAGGGAUUGCCAGCCACUGGUUUUACUAGGAGCAGCUAAUGUAGAGAGAGUGACAAUAAAGCUUACAGAAGUGGUCUAUUUAAGAAAAAGAACAAAAGAAAUCCCCCAAAUUAGGUCUCCUUAAAAUCGAUUGUCUGACCACACUGUACUCUUCUCUUUCUGUAACUGAUUAGAUAUGACUUAAGCUCCAGUUACCUCUCUGUGUCAUCUAGUCCCUCUCAGGUUGUUCUGUUUUUGGAACUGGACUUACUCCUUCAUGUUUAUCCAGGCUAGCUCAGUGACCAUUCUGAGCUGUUGAGGAAUAGAGCUAUAGGACCACCUUGGCUAAGUUAAGAAGAUUUUAAAGUAGACAGGAAGAGAAACUCUGGGCUCAGGUUGCUGGCCUUUCUUAGGUCACUGUAACAUGGUAUGCUCUGGGGUUACAUUUUUAUUUCGUCUCCUGACUUUAGCAUAUGUGAAGUAAAGGAUGGGGUGGGUAAUUUAUUUAUUUAUUUACAGACAGAGUCUAACUUUGCCGUCCUCGGUAGAGUGCCGUGGCAUCACAGCUUACAGCACCCUCCAGCUCUUGGGCUUAGGCGAUUCUCUUGCUUCAGCCUCCUGAGUAGCUGGGACUACAGGUGCCCACCACAACGCCUGGCUAUUGGGGUGGGUAAUUUUUAUUGAAAAAAAGAAAUGUUUUUUGAAACAAAGUCUCAAGCUGUCACCCUGAGUAGAGUGCCAUGAUAUCAUCAUAGCUCACAGCAACCUCUAAUUCUUGGGUUCAAGUGAUCCUCUUGCCUCAGUUUUUCUAUUUUUAGUAGAGUAGGGGUCCCUUAUUUUACUCAGGCUGGUCUCGAACUCAUGAGCUAAAGCAAUCCACCCACCUCAGCUAAUUUUUUUUUUUUUUUUUGUAGAGACAGAGUCUCACUUUCUGGCCCUCGGUAGAUUGCCGUGGCCUCACACAGCUCACAGCAACCUCCAACUCCUGGGCUUAAGUGAUUCUCUUGCCUCAGCCUCCUGAGUAGCUGGGACUACAGGCGCCCGCCACAAGGCCCGGCUAUUUUUUGGUUGCAGUUUGGCCGGGGCCUGGUUUGAACCCGCCACCCUCAGUAUAUGGGGCCGGCGCUCUACCAACUGAGCCACAGGCGCCGCCCAGCUAAUUUUUUUUUUGAGACAAAGUCUCACGCUAUCACCCUGGGUAGAGUGCUGUGAUAUUAUAGUUCAUAGCAGCCUCAAACUUGGGCUGAAGUGAUCCUUUUGCCUCACCCUCCUAAGUAGCUGGAACUAUAGGCGCUCACUAUAACACUCGGCUAGUUUUUCUAUUUUUAGAGAUGGGGUCUUCCCCUUACUCAGGCUGAUCUAGAACUCCUGAACUUAAACAGUCCACUCACUUUGGCCACCCAGAGUGCUAGGAUUGGUGUGAGCUGCAGUGCCCAGCUAGGGGUGGGGAAGGAAGAUCUUCAGGUUCUGGGUUUGAAAGCUAAGAGAAUGAUUAGCUAUCACAAUCUCUAUUUCCUUUUGAAUUCCUCUGCCAUAGUGUCCACCUGACUGCAAGUUCGUUAGUGUUGUUGGCUAUGAUGUUGAGUUUGAUUGCUGAGGAAGAUUAAUAGACUCAUGAGUUUCCUCUUAUCUGAUAUUUCGUUGGAUCAUGGGACUUCCGGAGCUUUAUGUUCUUUCCUCACAGAAAGACUAGAGCUCUUGAGGGUGGGCUGACUGCUCAGUCAUGAACUAGUAGAAAGGACCUGUUUUCAGCCUCCUGGGCUGUUUGGCUUCUUGUUAUUGGGAGAUUUGCUCCUUUCUAGCAUUUGAAUAUACUGCUCCAACUCUGAAUUCUGAGCGUUAGAGAGGAGUAUUUAGACAUUCAUUUGGGUAUGUUUUUUUGUUGUUGUUGUUUUAUUUUAUUUAUUUAUUUUUAUUUUUUUGUAGAGCUGGGACUACAGGUGCCUGCCACAACGCCCAGCUAUUUUUUGGUUGCAGUUCAGCCGGGGCCCGGUUUGAACCCGCCACCCUCGGUAUAUGGGGCCAGCGCCUUACCGACUAAGCCACAGGCGCUGCCCUGUUGUUGUUUUAGAGUCUUGCUCUAUCACCCUGGCUGAUGUGCAGUGGCAUCAUCGUGCACUGCACUGCAACCUUCUCCCUCAGCCUCCAAGUAGGUGGGACUACAGAUGCUUGCCACAAUACCCAGCCAGAUUUUCUAUAUUUGUAGAGAUGGGGUCUUGCUCUUACUCAGGCUGGUCUCAAACUCCUAAGCUCAAGUGAUCCUCCCACUUCAGCCUCUCCGAGUGCUGGGAUUACAGGUAUGAGCCACUGUACCCAGCCUCAUUUGGGUAUUCUAAGAAGGGGAACAAGCUGUGAAGCUAAGCUAUAGGACUCAGCUUGUGUUCUUAUUCUACAAGAGCUUUUUUGGAAGAACAAAUCAUCCAGUAAGCAAGAGACAGUGGGAGCAGAGAUUGUGAACUUUGCUGACGUCUAAUGUGAGGAGUUCAGUCAGGACCAAUGGUGGAAUCUGGCAAGAUGUGCAGCCUAAAGCCAUGGGCCAGGGGGCCAUGGUGACCUGAGACUAGAGGACUCUGUCCAGUUGCCCCUUACUUCCCCUUUUACCUCUCCUACCCUGUACUAGGGGACUUGUCUCCACUUCCUCAGGGACCUGCCCCCUGGGGUAAACCCUUUCCCCUAUUUUCCUAUCCCCUACCCUCGCAAGACAGUACCAGUCUAUAGAACUCCUACCUCUUCCCCUGAGGCGGUCCCCAUCCUUCCCUUCCUUCCUUACCCCGCCAUGCUCCAGCUGUGGAAGGUGGUACGCCCAGCUCGGCAGCUGGAACUGCACCGCCUCAUAUUGCUGCUGAUUGCCUUCAGUCUGGGCUCCAUGGGCUUCCUGGCUUACUAUGUGUCCACCAGCCCCAAGGCCAAGGAACCCUUGCCCCUGCCCUUGGGAGACUGCAGCAGUGGUGGGGCAGUUGGCCCUGGCCCUGCACGGCCUCCAGUUCUACCCCGGCCCCCCAGGCCUCCAGAGACAGCUCGAACUGAACCCAUGGUACUUGUGUUUGUGGAGAGUGCAUACUCACAGCUGGGACAGGAGAUUGUGGCCAUCCUGGAGUCCAGUCGUUUUCGUUAUAGUACCGAGCUAGCACCUGGCCGAGGGGACAUGCCCACAUUGACUGAUCAUAUCCGUGGCCGCUAUGUCUUGGUCAUUUAUGAGAACCUACUCAAAUAUGUCAACCUGGAUGCCUGGAGUCGGGAACUGCUAGACCGAUACUGUGUCGAAUAUGGUGUGGGCAUCAUUGGCUUUUUCCGAGCCCAUGAGCAUAGCUUACUAAGUGCCCAGCUCAAGGGCUUUCCUCUUUUUCUACACUCAAACUUGGGGCUCCGGGAUUACCAAGUGAAUCCUUCUGCUCCCCUCCUGCAUCUCACACGCCCCAGCCACCUGGAGCCGGGGCCACUACCUGGUGAUGACUGGACUAUCUUCCAAUCCAAUCAUAGCACAUAUGAACCAGUGCUUCUUGCCAGCCUUCGGCCAGCUGAACUCCCUGUGCCAGGACCAGUACCUCGUCGGCCCCGGCUUCCCACUGUGGUACAGGAUCUGGGGCUUCAUGAUGGCAUCCAGCGGGUGCUUUUUGGCCAUGGCCUUUCCUUCUGGCUUCACAAACUUAUCUUUGUUGAUGCUAUUGCAUACCUUACUGGCAAGCGCCUCUGCCUGGACCUUGACCGCUAUAUCUUGGUAGACAUUGAUGACAUCUUUGUGGGCAAGGAAGGAACUCGCAUGAAGGUGGCUGAUGUUGAGGCUCUGUUGACCACCCAGAACAAACUCAGGACCUUAGUCCCUAACUUCACCUUCAACUUGGGCUUCUCGGGCAAGUUCUAUCAUACUGGGACAGAGGAGGAGGACGCAGGGGAUGACAUGCUGCUGAAGCACCGCCAAGAGUUCUGGUGGUUUCCCCACAUGUGGAGCCACAUGCAGCCACACCUAUUCCACAAUCGCUCUGUGCUGGCCGACCAGAUGAGGCUCAACAAACAGUUUGCUCUGGAACAUGGGAUUCCCACGGACCUGGGUUAUGCUGUGGCCCCCCACCACUCGGGCGUGUAUCCCAUCCACACGCAGCUCUAUGAGGCCUGGAAAUCUGUGUGGGGCAUCCAGGUGACCAGCACUGAGGAAUAUCCCCAUCUCCGCCCUGCCCGCUACCGCCGUGGCUUCAUUCACAAUGGCAUUAUGGUGCUUCCCCGGCAGACGUGUGGCCUUUUUACUCACACCAUCUUCUAUAAUGAAUAUCCCGGAGGCUCUCAUGAAUUAGACCGGAGUAUCCGAGGUGGAGAGCUCUUUCUGACAGUGCUGCUUAAUCCGAUCAGCAUCUUUAUGACCCAUCUGUCCAAUUAUGGAAACGAUCGGCUGGGUCUGUACACCUUUGAGAGCCUGGUGCGCUUCCUCCAGUGCUGGACACGGCUUCGCCUACAGACCCUUCCUCCUGUCCCUCUUGCACAAAAGUACUUUGAACUCUUCCCUCAGGAGCGAAGUCCCCUUUGGCAGAAUCCCUGUGAUGACAAGAGGCAUAAAGAUAUCUGGUCCAAGGAGAAAACCUGUGAUCGGCUCCCAAAGUUCCUCAUUGUGGGACCUCAGAAGACAGGGACUACAGCUAUUCACUUCUUCCUGAGUCUACACCCAGCUGUGACCAGCAGCUUCCCUAGCCCCAGCACCUUUGAGGAGAUUCAGUUCUUCAAUGGCCCUAAUUACCACAAGGGUAUUGACUGGUACAUGGACUUUUUCCCUGUCCCUUCCAAUGCCAGCACUGACUUCCUAUUUGAAAAAAGUGCCACCUACUUUGACUCAGAGGUUGUUCCACGGCGUGGGGCUGCCCUCUUGCCACGAGCCAAGAUCAUCACUGUGCUCACCAACCCUGCUGACAGGGCCUACUCCUGGUACCAGCACCAGCGAGCACAUGGAGACCCAGUUGCUUUGAACUAUACCUUCUACCAGGUGAUUUCGGCCUCCUCCCAGGCCCCUCUGGCACUUCACUCCCUGCAGAACCGUUGUCUUAUCCCUGGCUACUAUUCUACCCAUCUACAACGCUGGUUGACUUACUACCCCUCUGGACAGUUGCUGAUUGUGGAUGGGCAAGAGCUGCGUACCAACCCAGCAGCCUCGAUGGAGAACAUCCAAAAGUUCCUGGGUAUCACACCUUUCCUGAACUACACACGGACCCUAAGGUUUGAUGAAGAUAAGGGAUUUUGGUGCCAGGGACUUGAAGGUGGUAAGACUCGCUGUCUAGGCAGGAGCAAAGGCCGAAGGUACCCAGAUAUGGACGCUGAGGUAAGUAAGCCUGGGGCAAGGUAUCCCUCUCCACCUCUAGGAGCUAAUUCUCCCUCACUCCUUACCACCUCUGCCUUCAUUUUCUCCUAUCAGUCCCGCCUUUUCCUUACGGACUUUUUCCGGAACCAUAAUUUGGAGUUGUCGAAGCUGCUGAGCCGGCUUGGACAGCCAAUGCCCUCGUGGCUUCGGGAAGAACUACAGCAUUCCAGUCUGGGCUGAUGUCCCAGCCUCCCAUACCAGCAAAAAACCCCCUAUAUCCCUAAGGGGCAAGUCCAGAGCAAGGCCCACAAGGGGGAUUAGAAUGGCCUGGCUCCUCCCCCUUCUACCUCAGUGGCCCCCAGUCUUGAGAUGUCUAAGAAGGGAAGGGUAGUGCUCGCUUCAGCAGUACAUAUACUAAAAUUGGAACAAUACAGAGAAGAUAAGCAUGGCCCCUGCGCAAGGAUGACACGCAAAUCUGUGAAGCGUUCCAAAAAAAAGAAGGGAAGGGUAUCUCUUUCCCAUAGUUCAGGGCCUGACAGAGAGGCUUCUCUUGAUACCCCACAUCAUGGUACUAGGUACCUUUGAUUCAUGAUCUUGGGAGGUGGGGAGGAAUGCGAGGGUCCAGGCAGGGUAGAGAGGAAUGUAUUAGUCCAAUGAUUUCCCUCUUUGUCCCCAGCAGUAUAUCUGUCUAUACCAGGCUAUGGGAGGGGCCCUUACUGUGGCACCUUUAGUCAGGCAGUGGCAUCUACCUGUGGCCCGGCCCUCCUAAUGUCAUUCACAUUGAAUGGGGAUGAGGUCGGACAGUGGCUCAUAGAGCUGAGUAUGAGCCCUAGCUGUGGGCUAGAAAUGUCCUUAAUAAACAUCCUUAUUUUUC